AUGCUAUCCUUCAUGCGACCUGCACACCCGCCUCGCACCCAGAGCGCAGCAAAUAACCCGAUCAUAUACGAAGAAGGUCGAGCGUCGCUGUCUUUCCGCAAUCCAGGCUCUGAGUUCUUGAUGACACAUGUGCUUCCCCCGACAUCGCCGGAGCACGGUGUAUCUAUCAUCCAGCCGCCUUUCCACUAUCACAUCUACCAGAACGAGUUCUUCCACGUACAAUCCGGUAGCGGCUAUUUUUAUCGCGGAACGUCACCCAAGCCCUUCGCCACUUUGACAAGCGAGCCUGGCGGACAGUCAAGGGCAUCGGUCAAAGCAGGCGACUACCACCGGUUUGAGAAUGCGACCAAAGACACACCGCUGGUGGUGGACAUUCACUUAGCACCAGAAGACUAUGAGAACGAACAGCGCUUCUUCCGCAACUUCUUUGGCUACCUGAACGAUUGUAAGCGAGCGAAGACGGCACCCAGCUUUUUCCAACUCAUGGUGUUCCUCGAGAGCGCGGACACACCGCUGGCGGUUCCGCUACCUUGGCAAUGGAUCGGCAAGGUGGCCAGCCGGAUCCUUUUGUUUGUUGCGGCAGGAUGGGGGAAGUGGGUGCUAGGCUACAAGACAACCUAUCCAGAGUACUAUGAGGAGGGUAAGGGGAGGUAG
Molecule: messenger RNA, 654 nt
Organism: Phaeoacremonium minimum UCRPA7
Lineage: Eukaryota; Fungi; Ascomycota; Sordariomycetes; Togniniales; Togniniaceae
Product: putative ankyrin repeat domain-containing protein 29 protein
Exons: 1
Coding region: 1-654 (217 amino acids)
Source: RefSeq, a predicted model, not a curated record